CCCCUCUUCAGACUGAGCCGAAGGACUUACUAAGUCAGAGGGAUCCCUGAAGCGGACAAACAUGCCGGCGAAACCAGCCCCGAUAAAGAAGUCGGCUAAGGCCGCCAAGAAGGAGGAACCCGCGCCCGAACCAGCGCCAGAACCCGUACCUGAGCCCGCACCCGCCGAACCCGCACCCGCUGAAGCUGCUCCAGUGGAGGCCGUCCCAGCAGAAGGUGCUCCGGCCGAGGCCGUCCCAGCUGAAGGUGCACCGGCCGAAGCCGUCCCAGCUGAAGGUGCACCGGUGGAGGCUCCUCCUGCUGAAGCUCCACCAGCAGAACCAGCACCUCCUCCUGCAGCUGAUGCUGAAGCUCCGCCUGCUGAGGAAGUCAAAGCACCCACACCACCUCCACCUCCCCCACCGGCAGAGCCCACCAGCGAGCCCCUCGAGCUCGGCGUUGAGGAUGUCAAUGACACUUCAGUCACGAUCUCAUGGAGACCUCCAGCCACCAUUGGAAACUCUGGUCUGGAUGGAUACACUGUGGAAAUCUGCAAGGAAGGAACUGCUGACUGGAAAGCCGCUAACGAGGAGCUCACCGUGUCCUGCCGUUAUGUGAUUAAGAACCAGACCACUGGUGACCGGCUGAACAUCAGGGUGGUGGCCAUGAACGCCGGCGGCCGCAGCCCCCCCGCAGCUCUGCCCGACACCGUCCUGGUCAGAGAGGUCGUGGAUCGCCCCAAAAUCCAUCUGCCACGUUCCCUGAGGCAGCGCUACGUGAAAAAUCUCGGAGAGAAGAUCAACCUUGUUAUUCCCUUCAGUGGCAAACCACAACCUUCUGUGUCAUGGUUAAAGGAUGGCCAGCCUAUUGAUACUAAAAAGGUUAAUAUUCGCAACAGCGACAAGGACAGCAUCUUCUUCAUCCGUGCCGCAGAGAGAGUCGACUCCGGCGUGUAUGAGAUGUGUGUGAAAGUGGACAGCUUUGAGGACAAAGCCGAGAUAACUCUGCAGAUUGUUGAGUUGCCUGGACCUCCAGCCAGCAUCAAGAUCGUGGACACCUGGGGUUUCAAUGUUGCUCUGGAGUGGACUGAACCCAAGGAUACCGGAAACACAGCAAUCACCGGAUACACCAUCCAGAAGGCCGACAAAAAGACAGGGGACUGGUUCACAGUACUGGAGCAUUAUCACAGAAUGAAUGCCACUAUUUCAGACCUGAUCAUGGGAAACACCUACAUCUUCAGGGCCUUUACUGAGAACAAGUGUGGAAUCAGCGAAGAGGCCACCGUUACAAAGACCUCAGCCACAAUCCAGAAGACAGGCAUUGAGUACAAGCCUCUAGAGUACAAGGAACACGACUUCAGCGAGCCACCCAAGUUCACCACCUCCCUGGCAGACCGCAGCACUACUGUCGGCUAUAACACCAAGCUGCUUUGCUCCGUUAGAGGAUUCCCUAAGCCCAGGGUCGAGUGGAUGAAGAAUCAGAUGAUUAUUGGUGACGACCCCAAGUACAGGCAAAUGAACAACCAGGGCAUCUGCUCCCUAGAGAUCCGCAAGCCUGGAAACUAUGACGGUGGCGUCUACACCUGCAGGGCCAAGAACCAGCACGGAGAGGCCUUGGUCAGCUGCAAACUGGAGGUUAAACAGCCUGUGAUUGCUGAUGCCGAUAAGAAAUAAGUUCAACACCCACAUUCAUACAGUCCCAAAUAAGGAACAGAAAAAUGUGGGAUCCCUCUCAAAAGGAUUGUGAUGACGUCUUUUGCUGAUGAGAAAAAAAUCAUGUACAUAUGAAAUAAAAAAUAAAUAUAAAAAUUAGACAUUUUCCUUUUUUUCAUAAUUUAAUGCUUUGCCUCACAAUUAUGAAAAAGCUCAUUUAUUUAUUGUAUGGACAUUUACAUCAGCAACUGCCUGUGUGUGACAUGUAAUGAUUCCUGUCUGUGUAUCGCCACACGUACUCGUCCCUGACUGUGUCCAGAGAUGUAACUCGGAUCAAGUCCCAUCCGGACUUACAGGAGUGUUUGUUCAAUUAAACCAUAGCCUUUCAUCCACA
This is a messenger RNA of Rhinichthys klamathensis goyatoka, 2024 nucleotides long. RefSeq names its product myosin binding protein Hb (gene mybphb). The record is from RefSeq and is a predicted model, not a curated record. The transcript is spliced from 13 exons. Lineage: Eukaryota; Metazoa; Chordata; Actinopteri; Cypriniformes; Leuciscidae. The coding region runs from base 62 to 1651 and encodes 529 amino acids. Gene Ontology annotation, molecular function: protein binding.